Messenger RNA from Amoebophrya sp. A25, 1099 nucleotides. NCBI's taxonomy places the organism in Eukaryota, Dinophyceae, Syndiniales, Amoebophryaceae. The record is from the annotation of a GenBank genome assembly.
UACUUCUUCUCGACAACAGCAGGAUCUUUUGGUUCCUCUAUUGCUGGAAGCCAAAAUCGAACCAUCAAUUUCAAUGAGGGGCAACGAGAGUUUCCUGUGUUAGUUUCGGAGCAGAUGAUGUACUACCCGAUGAUGGUCAUUGACGGCGACGGCAGGCACACAACUGACCGAACUCCACCGGUUAGUAGAAGGAUGGCAUCUAGUUGUACUUCACCUGAUCAUUAUGUAGCUCAUGAUGGGGAAGGACAAGAAAGUGAAUCCGCUAUCGACGCAGAGGAAGAAGAACAGCGUGUCGAGUACAAUCGAUCUGCUUAUAGUAGGAAAACCAGUUCUUGUGCUAGAACAAGAGCUGGAUCGUCUCAACAUCAGAGACCAUUGUCGGUCAGACUACCCAGACGCGAUGAAAUUGCUGAUUAUUUAGGAGACGCAGAUUUCGUGGAAACGUUGUUGCAUUCAUCGAAAGAAGUGCGGCAGCGGGAACCUCCUACCAAAGCCGAGGAGGAAGAGGAUGACGACUCUUCCUUAGGCAUAUUUGAGGAUGAUGAUGAUGAUGAUGAAGGCGAGGAUCAUAAUUUGUCCGUUUCUCCCAAGAAGAUGAAUAAAUCCAACAACAGUUACAGCGCUGCUUCCUCUGGGAGGCCAAUGUCGGCGAAAAACCUUCAACGCCCUUUUUCAGCUAAGUCUUCGAAAGGAGUAUUCAGUUCAGUAGAUUAAGGCUUGCCGUAAUUCAUCUGAAGAAGCAUCUUCGUCUUGAGGCCUAAUAAACAUACUUGUAUCGACGUGUAUGUUUAUAUCUCCAAAGCUAAACGGGUAUUCGGUAGCCUGGUUUUGAUCACAACCUCCACAACAAGGAUUCUCUUCUUAUUUUCCCUUAUAAUGAUCAAAAUCAGGCUACCAAAUAACGGAAGCAUACAUCGACCCGUUUACUUUUAGAGGUAUAAACAUCACGUCGAAGAUGCGCCUCACAAGAUGAAAAUCGGUAAGGUCUAAGUAGAUGAGUUUUCCAGAGGUGGUGGGGAGGAUGAGAUCUUUGAAGUAGAAGUGUCAAGUGGAUGGAAAGUGUUGUCGAGGUCGGGAGGUGACGAAAGUAAUAGGAUUC